AUGAGCUCACCAUCUCCUCAACUCAGAGAUGCCCAAAACUAUGCAAGAGAUCGCCCGUCGUGGGGAGACCGUCCACCGUCCAGAGAGGAUUUGGACAAUUAUUUUGACCACGAAUUGCCCGCUCCUCACCGUCUUUCUGGAUCCUAUCUGAGUCCGUCUCACUCUCCGCGCGCAUCGAUGGAAAAUCUGGCCAACAAGCCGCUCCCUUUGCCUGCCUUUGGCGGCACUGGCCCACGCUAUCUGUCUCCGCUCGCCGCCGCAGAGGCCACGGCGACAGAAGGCGCAGGUAUGCGCAAUUCGAACUACUCGGAGAUUAGCAUGGUCGGCCUCAACAGCGGCCGGCCUCCUGUUCGACGGAGUACCUGGCUAGAAAAAGAGCAGACGCAUCACCGGAAGAAUCACAGACUCUUCAUUAUAGUCUGUUCCACCCUGACGAUCCUCAUCGUCCUCGGUGUUUCCCUCGGAGUCUUUUUCGGCACACGAAAUAGCAAAAACAAUACCGCAGCGGCAAGUGAUCCUUCGACUACUGGUACCAGCGGUGGAGGUGGCUCUGGCUCAUCUUCCGGUGCCAACGAUACUGUGGCCGGAGACCCUAGCCAGUUCACCAAGGACCCCAAUUUAAAGCAAUCCUUCUACGGCAUUGCUUAUACGAUGCAAGACGCUUUGUACCCCGACUGCAACGAGAACCUUGCCUCGGUUAUUCUCGACGUCCAACUCAUGUCACAAUUGACCACGCGGAUACGUCUCUAUGGCAGCGACUGUAAUCAGACCCAGCUCGUGCUCGAGGCCAUCAAGCAAACGAAAGUGGAUAUGAAGAUCAAUGCGGCUAUCUAUAUUCCGGUGGACGAUGAUGUAGCAUACGCUCGACAACGCGACGCUCUGCAAAAUGCGCUUCAGACGUACGGGGUAGACAAUAUCGAAGGGAUCACGGUCGGCAACGAAUUUAUUUUAAAUUACGUGACGAAGUACGGAGGUGAUGGAGCGAGUGCAGAUAGCGCUGUUGGUAGGAGGGCGGCGGCGCUCCUCAGCGAGAAGAUUACCGAGACCCGGCAGUUCCUCAGUUCUCUGGGACACUCUGACGUACCAGUAGGAAGUGCUGAUGCAGGUGCCUACUUCAACAACGACCUGCUCAGAGUAAUCGACUACGGCCUAUCAAACGUACAUGCCUGGUUUGCUCCUACAACAGCAGCUGGAGCUGCUGCCUGGACGAAUCAAUUCUUCCAGGAGACCAACGUCGCUGCCGCAGCAGCAGUGAGCAACCACCCCAGGAUGGUCAUCGCCGAAACCGGAUGGCCGACUCAUUCGAGUGACGCUGCACAUGAAAACUCGGGUGCUGGAGUAGGAGGCGAAGCAUCGGUCGCAAAUCUCCAGACCUUUUUGGAUACGUUUGUGUGCCAAGCGAACAGCGCGGGAACACCGUAUUACAUGUUUGAAUACUCCGAUGUCGGAUGGAAGGACCGUAUUUAUGGGGGUGUCGAGGGGUACUGGGGCCUACUGCGCACACCAAUAGAGGCCACGACUCUUACGACCCAAGGACUCAUGGACAAAUAUGGCCACAGUUUCUCCCGUAAAGCCCCUAAACCCUCGAGCUCGCCUCUGGAGCCAUUAGGAGUCUCCCUUAAGCGCUCGUCAUCAAAGGCAGACCUCGCUGCAGAGCCAAAACCAAAGCGUCAACGCACAAAGGCUGGCUGUAUCACCUGCAGAGUCCGUGGAAAGAAAUGCGACGAAACUCGCGUGAACAAUGGAGAGACUUGCGAGACCUGUAGGCGCCUUCGUCUACACUGUCUUGGCUUUCAGGACCGCCGUCCAGAGUGGCUCAGGUCCAAGGAGAACAUCAAGGUCUGGCGAAAGAGAGUGACCGACUUUUUGCUCUCUCAAGGGCUCGUCAAGGGCCAUGCUGGUUGUGGGCUUCGUCCUGGACCUAUACCAGAUGCAUCCCUCACUCUCGAGGACAUGCGGCGUGAUCUGGACGCCGGAGUGGGCGACGUCGAUUCUCCUAUUGGUCCACUGCAAGAGCACGAACGUGACUUGGAGCCCGAGCAGCCCCUUGGGUUUGCUAGCGGGAUGGAUGGACCCAUCAUCCUCCCUCCUAUACACAACAUUGCCCGUCAGGACUCGCGUGACCAAGAUGAUCCUCAGUACAUUCCCAAGCGAUUCGAGAAUGCCAUUGGGGGCAUUUCUCACGAGGACAAUCGGCACCGCUGGGUGCCUCCACCCCCAUAUCCACCUCUCAAGCCCUAUGACAAUGAGGGGAAUUUCCUCCCGCCUCACCCGCCCGGUACGCGGCCUCCCAUGAAUGGUUUCCCUCUCAGCGGCCCAAUGGCUCCCAACCCGCCGGGACACCAAGUACUCCCUAGUCCUACUCAGCAGAUUUUUGGGUAUGAGCCUGUUCGCCCGCUCCCACCGCCGCACAAGUCUUCGGGAGGUUACUCUUCAACUUCGGAUAGCACGUCUGAACGCCCCUUUACGAGCCCAACGGGAAGCACGAACGAAAGCGCGUAUGAUAAUGCCCCUCGCAACUCUUCCAUGUACGGGUACACGACACCAGCUUUGUCUUCUUCUGCGACCCACUCCUCUUCGCUGCCCACUCCAUCCUCUGGCAACAGCUUUCAAGGACCCUCCUCAGAGCCCGGACACUCGUCCGGCCCAGACCGCUACCUACCGCGAAACCCAUACAUACAGCAAGAUCCGAUGACGGGUGCACACAGACGCCAUGAACAGUUCCAUCCUUAUCGUCGUGGUCCGAUCUUAUCGCGGUCACCCAGUGGCAAUGGCGCUGAGCUUCUGGACCAGCUUCACAUCCAAACGAAUACCGCUCGCGGAGUGGCCCGCACCUCCCCAACGCAAUACAAUACGCAAUCGGCGGAUUCCCUCGCUUCAUCAUCACCCGAAGCCUAUGUCCCUACCUAUGGCUCGUUUUCGGCGCCUAAUGCCGUCGGUACCUAUGGAGGGUACGUAAGUUCCACAAUGUCGAUUCAGAGCCUGCUGCAGGCGUCCAAUGCUGGCACGCCAGUGACUGUUCCUCCUUCCUCUGCCAUCAGUACUGUCGCCCCGACGCCUACGACGGCCAUCUUUCCUUACAGUGCAACAAACGCAAACAAUUCCAGCGCAGACAAUAACAAUGGAGCACUCGUUACAGCAGGCUACUUCCCGACAUAUCCUGGCGGGUAUCCGGAAUACGUGCCUCUUCUCCAGUCCCCACCAACCAUGUCCCUCAGCGAGUUUUACAUCCAUCGCUAUUUCACGCACGUUAUCGGUGUGCAAUACCGCCUUGCAAACAUACGGACACUCCAGCAUCAGAUGUUCGAGCUUUCCGAACGGUCGCCGGCGGUCAAGGCAAGCAUCUCGUUGCUCUCCGUCCUGUAUCUCGAGGCCCAGCAGCUUGCAGCGGCAGGCAUAGGAGGGCCUCUUGGAGAUGCGGGCAACAGACGCGGGCAGGGGAUGAUUCUGGGGGAGAAUGACAGUUAUAGCGCGUUUACUACCCCUUACCCACCGUUGGAUCUUGGUGUCCCUGGUAUUGGACUCAUCAAUGCAUCGUCUAUGCUCCCUUCAAACACGACGAAUUCGCGCGCUCAAUACGACCUCCUUUAUGCUCGUAUCAAAAAACUGCUCGACGAGGCGCGGCUCGCCAAGGGCGGCCGCUACGACGAGGGAGAUGCAAUGGCGUGUUUACACGUCAUUAGUGCAUUCUUGUUCAGCGGGGGACGUGGCAAUUGGGAUCAAUUUCUUCAAAUUGCGACGGAAUGGGUGUGGGCCCACAUUUCUGACAAUAGUGGGAAUGUAGUCGCCGCGAUCAGUGGGAUGGACUCUACUAGUCGCUUCAUUUUCCGCACGACAAUGUGGAUGGACGUUUUUGGGAGCAUCUCGCUCUGCAGAACGCCUCGCUUUAUCAACAUCUAUCGUACACUGUUCCAACCUGGUGCUCUGGACUCGAUGACCGCCAUGUCAGUCUCAGUUGAGAGCAGGAUGGAGAGUGUCAUGGGAUGCCCCAACGAGGUCAUUCUUGCAUUUGCAGAGAUUGCAGACCUAGAGGCGAAGAAAGAGGCCCUCGUCAACAGUUUCAGAACGCUGUCCGCCUCGCAACCUAGAGAAGGCUGCGGUGGCAAAACGACAUGGCGGCACUGGAGGCAGAAGGACGCCGAGCGAUAUAUUCCAGAAGCCCUUGGGCCUGCCGCCCUACCGCUCACUCGUUUUCAAGAGAUUCACGCUGCGCCGCCUCCUUCGUCUUCAACGCAACAACGGCCUCAAGCGAGUAGCUCUGGAUCGCUGCAAGUGCCGAAUCAAAAUCUCGAGUUUAGUGGGGUUGAUCUCAAUCUAUUUGGAGGUGGCCCCGACCCACUUGGGUGGUUUGACCCCAGCGGUGGCGUCAGCUCUGAUAUGAUCAGCGGCGCUGCAGUCGAGGACGAGAAUGGGGGAUAUAUUGACCCAGACGAGGAUAUGCGAGGCAAGAUUGCGGAAGUCUUUCGCAACGCCGCGCGGGUGUAUUUGCAUUCCGUCAUUUCGGGAUGCGACCCUCUGAUCCCCACAACGCGAAGGGCUGUCCAGGCUACGAUUCGAGCGUUGCAGGGUGCCAAGCGACCAGAUUGGUGUCGUGACAAGGAAAAGGUGGAACAAUACAAACUAGACAUCAAGCAAAACGGUACAUUGCCUGGUAACCUACGUGCAACGACGGGUGGGCAGGAUACCAACGGUCCGUUGACACCAAACGCGUCAACAAACGGCUUGUCGGCCUUUGCACGACACGCCGCGGACAGAUUUGAUUUUCAGCCAGUCUUCAGCACAGACGAUCACCGCAAUGGGGUUGGUGGCUCCGACUAUUUUGGCCUUCCGUCGUCUUCUGGCCUCGCCCAUUUUGCAGGCGAUCACCAAUUUGAUGGCGACAUAUUCGGAGCCACGAACCCUGGGGAACUUGAUUUGGGCGCGUUGCUCUCCUAUGUCCCUUCGCAACACUUUGUUCCUCAGCACCAGACAUGGUCCAACCAAACUACUCCCGAACUCCGCGAGUCGCCAAACCUCAACGUCGUCAAUCCCAUCACGUCUGCGAUUGACCAAUCGAUGCUCAGCCUCCCCCCGCCACCACCCCCAUCUGCCGCCAAUCCCUCGAGUCCAGCAGUUCACAUCCCCAUCGUGCCCUCGUCGACCUCUUCAACCUCAUGGGAUGGUCUCAACUAUCCACCCUUUGGAACCCUACCACCCCUCUAUGGCUCUGGUUCGACGACGGCGGGCGCUUCAUUCGAGGUGCCGGGAUCAGCACCUGCCGACGCCACGGCGUUCCUUGCUCUCCCGUCUGCCGCCGCGGGCACUGCAGGCAUCACCACGCUCGAUAUUCCAGGCUUUGACGCGUCACAGCUCGUCCAGCCGCCACCAGUUCACCCGCUCCCGCGGGUUACCCAGAAACAGGAUAAACCGCCUGCCUCUGUCGAUGCCGAGACGGUUCGCAAGCAAGUGUCUUACUACUUUAAUCGGGUGCGCAAAAUGCAAUUUCUAUUCGCCGGUGAGAGCACCAAGGAUGUUUUGCGCGAUAUCGUGGUCGCAAAUCCUUACGGCGUCGUCACGAAUGCCAUCUGCGCGCUCUCCGCCAUUCACGACACGCUCGUCCGCAAGGCAGCAGGCAAAGAAGCGGAGGACCCCGAGUCGGCCACCUCGCUCCCUCGUCGUUUCUAUGAAAAGGCGAACGAACAGCUAAUGGCAUCCAGGAUCCAGGGUGGUGCCUACACGGCUCUGGACGCGACUGCCACGCUCCAGCUCGUGUCAUUUUCACACUUCGUCGGCGGUAUCCGCGGGUGGGAGAAGACACUGCAAAUUGCAGGCGAUUGGUAUGAAAGCACAGGGAUCACCCGUCACGAGGCUCCCCUCCGCGCAAUGUGGGAACUCAAUCUCACCUCCAAAUUCGCCAGCCGCCUUGUGGUUUGGUACGAUGUCUUUUCUUCCGUCACACUACAACGCCCCGCACGUUUCCUAUCGACGUAUCGGAAAAUGCUCCGCCAAGAUGAAUCUGCAGGCACCGGUGCAGCGCAAAAGUUUUGGCGGAAAGACUUGAACAUGCAAGCCACUAUGGGUUGCUCGGACGCUGUUCUCUUGGCGAUUGCGGAGACGGCCGAACUGGCUCACUGGAAGGAUCAGGAGAAGAAGCAAGGUUCGUUGAGUUAUCGUGAGCUCAACCUCCGUGCAGAGGCCAUCGAACAAGAACUACGAGCAGCAAAAGAGGCCCUCGAGCUCGAAGAGGCUCGCGCUGUCCUGGCCAAUAGCGCCAUGGCUCCUGCGGCGAAUAAUGCCUACUUUGGAUCGAUGUAUGGAAACACGACGACUGGGAUGGGAAUCUUGAAUAUUGCUCCCACUAGCGCUCCUGGCACGCCAUCUUCGACCUCUGGCGAGAGCGUUCAAUCUGCGCUACACCCAACUCCCAAUGGAUCGUCGUCGUUGUCGCUGCCGUACGAUGCUUCUGCUGCCACCAUUGUCGAGGCUACGUCCAAUGGCCUCGUGAAUGAGGUGCCAUCGACAUUGACCGCAGUCGCGACAGGCGAAUUCGUCCUCUCUCUCCCUCCCUCUGCCACAACAUCCCGUGGGGUGACGCCAGCCAAGAACCCCUCUGCUUCACCAAAGACCAAUCAAUACAGUGAUGGCACAUGCGAUCCUGUAUUCCCGAUUGGGUUGUCGGACCACGACCUGCGAAUACGCACGAGCCGAAUCUUCCUUGAAGGUGCCCUGCUCUACCUCCAUACCAUUGUUGCGGACUCGAACCCGAAUGUUCCGGAGGUUGUCGAAGCUGUCCGCGCGGUAAAAGACGCAGCAUCCUUGUUGCAACCGUCGGACGUGGACCGCGCGCUUGUCUUCCCCUUUUUCAUGGCGGGAUGUAUGGCAGAACAGGCGGAGCAACGCGAAUUCUUCCGCUCGCGAUUGACAAAGGCGCACAAUGGGGUCGGAAACUCGCUCGAGGCGGUGAAGAUUAUGGACGGCGUGUGGGAGCGAAGAAAGGAGGUGAAGAAGUGUGUAUCAAAGCAGCGCGUUCACUGGCGGGACGUAAUGGAGGAAUCUGGCGUCAAACUCUUGUUGGCAUGA
Messenger RNA from Serendipita indica DSM 11827, 7059 nucleotides. Lineage: Eukaryota; Fungi; Basidiomycota; Agaricomycetes; Sebacinales; Serendipitaceae. The record is from the annotation of a GenBank genome assembly.